This is a messenger RNA of Sphaeroforma arctica JP610, 1791 nucleotides long. RefSeq lists its product as hypothetical. The annotation marks the transcript as partial. The record is from RefSeq and is a predicted model, not a curated record. NCBI's taxonomy places the organism in Eukaryota, Ichthyosporea, Ichthyophonida. The transcript has 5 exons.
AACAAACCGUUACAGCGCCGAUGCCACGGCUGCCGUUCUAAGCGACGUGCGCUUCAAAUUCAACGGCGCCAUUCACGAGACCACCCCCACAGCCACCCACACGCCCCUGACCCAAUCAGAUGUUUUGGCGCGCUUUGCCAAAUUUGGCUCGAGACAGCGGCGGCUGCUGUUCGGCACUUCUGGGGUGUGUGCGCACGUGGACGCAGGCGGCAAACUCUACGGCGCUGUGGGCUAUCUGUCACUCAUGGUUGAGAACAAGCACAAGGUGAUCACGUGGACGCCAGUGCUGCCAUUCUACGAAGCGCUGACUGAAGUGGACAGUGAUGAGCCCAAACGAGUGACACUGCGCACGCCACAACAGACACAGACCAACACAAAAGACAAAGAGGUGGUGCCUCCGUCCACACACGUCAACGCCAAUCGGCGCCGCCGUGUCAUGUCUACGCCAUCGGUCAAAAGCAUAGCAACGGCACAGACCACUGCAGCCAUAGCAACGGCACAGACCACUGCAGCCACAGCCCAUACGACCAACGCCAACGCACCAGCUACACCCACACACACACAGGCACCACAGCAGGCGACAGACGCAACGGGUGCACCAAUGGCUACGAGGCCUACAGAAGACCCCGCAAUCACCACAGAAAGCCUAGCUGCAAACACAGACACCCGCACACACGCCACAGAUGACACCGCAAAUACAGACGCCGCUGCACAGUCCACGGAAGACACCACAGCACAGCCAAACACACCACAGACAAAGGAAACACAACCAACGGAAACACAACUAAACACACCACAGACAAACACACCACAGACAAACACACCACAGACAAAGGAAACACAGACAAAAGAAACACAGAUAAAGAGUCACGGCAGAAGUGAACGCGCCAAGAGCACCCCACGCGCACUGCCCAAUACCAACACCAACAACAACAACAACAACCUCAGCCAAUCAGAAGGUCUCAUUCCGGUGCGCGCGUUCCGCAUUGAAGUUCGGCACAUUGAGUUUCUGAAGUACCACCGCGACGCACACGGACUGUACCUACAUAAGCCAACGGCAGCAAGCACAGCUGAGCAGAAAUUCACACACACAGACACACACGCACACAAACGGACACCAUCAAACAUACCCGCACACCAACGGACACACGCACCCACCAACACUAUAUCACACAGCACACCACACAGCACACUGGAUACACCAAAUGCCCCACACACACCCCACACGCGCCAGUCCAGCGGACCGGUGGACAGGGCCAUGAGCGCCAACGAAGGGGCCAGCAGUCCCAAACAAGUGGUGGUACAGGGCAAGGCCAGAACACCUGUGGACAAGGCACUGGACAGAGGGUAUCUGCGCAUACAGCCCACGCCCACCUACGACGCAAGCGAUCCUCUGCCGGUGCUUCACUUCCACCAGGGCAACCUCAAUGACUUUCUGGGUGCGCUGAAGCUGCACGCAAGCAAGAAGAAGUCCAAGCCCAGGACAAAUCCAGUCCCAAAACUCAGGAACGGGACAGCCGACAGUGGGUCGGAUGCGUCAGACACAGGGUCACAGUCAUCAACACACACGCCGUCACACACCAUCACACCCGCACGCGACGACAAAGACGUCAAGCAGGAAGUCUUCGCUGCGUUAGGGUGGUUUAAGAACACAGCGGAGAGUGCGUACAAGGCAGUCACCACAGUCAACAGUGAUCAGCAGCGUAAGAAGGAAGUGGCACGCCGCAACAGACAGCGCAUGUUGGCCAGGCACCAGUCCUUCACACAAGUGGACCGGUCCAACGAGGAGGU